This is a messenger RNA of Anoplopoma fimbria (sablefish), 747 nucleotides long. It is a transcript of the gene gsg1l2b, whose product is annotated as gsg1-like 2b. Gene Ontology annotation, cellular component: plasma membrane. Gene Ontology annotation, molecular function: nucleic acid binding. The record is from RefSeq and is a predicted model, not a curated record. The transcript has 5 exons. The coding region runs from base 1 to 747 and encodes 248 amino acids. Lineage: Eukaryota; Metazoa; Chordata; Actinopteri; Perciformes; Anoplopomatidae.
AUGGGGAAGACUGCUGACUUGACAGUUGUCCAGAAGACAGUCAUUGACACCCUCCACAAGGAGGCAAACUCGCUUGACCUGAACCCCAUAGAGACUCUAUUGGGUAUUGUCAAGAGGAAGAUGAGAGACACCAGACCCAACAAUGCAGACGAGCUGAAGGCCGCUAUCGAAGCAACCUGGGCUUCCAUAACACCUCAGCAGUGCCACAGGCUGAUCGCCUCCAUGCCACGCCGCAUUGAUGCAGUCUUGUCAACAACAAAUCUUCACCACGACUAUUCUCCCAUUUGGGAGGCAAGUUACCACCACUGUUCCAUCUCCCACAUUGACAAGGAAGGUCUGUUGGGUAUGGUGGCCCACAUGAUGUUCACCACAGCCUUCCAGCUGACUGUUAGUUUGGGCCCAGAGGACUGGAAACCUCAGACAUGGGACUACAGCUGGUCAUACAUUUUGGCGUGGAGCUCCUUCACAGCCUGCAUGGCGUCCUCAGUCACCACCAUCAACCGCUAUACCAAAACCAUCCUGGAGUUCAAGCACAAGCGCAGGAACAUUGAGAAGAACCUGAAGAUCAAGCAGAAGCUGUUGGAGCUGGACUCUCCGGAGCAGGUAUGGGACAUGUACAUCAGCUCGGUGCCAAGCACUGCAGAGGAGCUGCUAAAUCUGUCAUCAAAUGGUCGCAAACUGUCCAACACCUCCAUCUUCCUGGACAUCAACGACCUGCCCGACCCACAGUUAGAGGACUACUGCUAA